GACCACCCCGGGAUCCAGCAGAGGACUUUUCAAAGGCCCCGCCUCCAGGCUGUGUUUCGCCUUAAACGUCUGCAAGCGGGAUAAUUGAAAGGAAGGCAGGAAGGCAGCAAAUUAACUCCUCACACAGUUACUUUGUAGCGGGUAAUCCUCGCAGGCUCCUUCCUUCUCGACCCGCCCUGAGUGGCGAGGGGGACUUUAGCCGAGGUAGGAGCAAGAAAGUCAACUCAAACUCAGACAGAGGGCGCGGGAGGGAGCGAGCCAGAGUGAAGCCCCUGCCUGCGGCUGCUGCGCUCUCCUUCCCGGGACCCUUCCUGCCGCUUCCGCGCCGCUCACUGAUGGAGAAUCUGCGCAGGAUCCGGCUGCUCCUUGUUCUGGCUUCGGUGCCUUUGUGCGGCGCGCAAGAAACUUCAGUGGAGAGCUGCUGCUCACAGGGAUAUGAAUGGGCAAGUCAGAAGAGAGACUGUAGUUCUCUGCCACCACAUCCUGAUUCCAAAGAAUGCAGCAUAGCUCAGGAACAAUGCUGCCUCAAUCAACUGGAAGAGCUGCGUUGCACAGCAGGAAUAGCGAUUGCCAGCAAGCAUGAAGACUGUGAUUCCAAUGAAGGCAAUAUUACCUGUGAAGACAAAGUCAUUAAGAAAUGUUGUUAUUGCUGCUUUAUGGGGAAGGUGGCCCAGAAGCAAGGGAACAGCUGUGAGCAGAGCCUCCUGAUGGGGUACCAGUGUGGUUUGGUCUUCCGAGCCUGCUGUGUUGAGGGGCAAGAAAACUCCGACACGUUAAUGGUUGAUGAUCCUAACAAAGAACUAGAUGCAGCAUCACCAGCGGAAGUUGAUAAUGAGGAUCAUUACCUUAAUGACCGCUGCAGAGGAGGCGGCCCUUGCGCCCAGCAAUGCAGGGACUCCGGCUCCAGUGUUCUCUGCUCUUGCUUCAUGGGCUACCAGCUUCAGCCUGAUGGCUUCACUUGCGAAGAUAUGAAUGAAUGCCUUACCAACCCUUGUGCCAUUGGACAAAUUUGUAUCAAUACAGCAGGAUCUUUCCGCUGUCAGCGGGAGACCAGCUGUGGGACUGGUUAUGAACUGACGGAGAACAACCUUUGCAAAGAUAUUGACGAGUGUGAGACUGAUACUCAUAACUGCCUCCCCGAUUUUAUCUGUCAGAAUACUCCAGGAUCCUUCCGUUGCCGACCCAAGCAACAGUGCAGGAGCGGCUUUAUACAAGAUGCACUGGGCAACUGUAUUGAUAUCAAUGAAUGCUUGAGUGCGAACGCACCUUGUCCUGCUGGACAGACUUGCAUCAACACGGAUGGGUCUUAUGCUUGCCAGAGGAAUGUGCCAAACUGUGGGCGAGGCUACCAUCUAAACGAAGAAGGCACAAGAUGUGUAGAUGUGGACGAGUGUUUGCCCCCGAAUCAGCCUUGUGGAGAGGGCCACACUUGUGCCAAUUCCCCUGGAAGCUACCGCUGUGAAUGCCGAGCUGGCUACUAUUUUGAGGGAAUCAGUAGAACCUGCGCUGAUAUAAAUGAAUGCCGACGAUACCCUGGUCACCUAUGUGCUCACAAAUGUGAAAACACUGCUGGCUCUUAUUACUGCAGCUGCACCAUGGGCUUCAAACUUUCAAGUGACGGGCGGUCAUGUGAAGACUUGAAUGAGUGUGAAAGUAAUCCCUGCAGCCAGGAGUGUGCUAAUGUAUAUGGUUCUUAUCAGUGCUACUGUCGUCGGGGCUACCAGCUGAGUGACAUAGAUGGCAUCACCUGUGAAGAUAUUGAUGAAUGUGCCUUGCCCACUGGAGGACAUAUCUGUGCCUAUCGAUGCAUUAAUGUUCCUGGGAGUUUUCAGUGUACUUGCCCCUCCUCCGGUUACAAAGUGGCCCCCAAUGCACGAAACUGUCAAGAUAUUGAUGAGUGUGUUACAGAAACACAUAGUUGCUCAUACAAUGAGACCUGCUUUAAUAUUCAGGGUGGUUUUCGCUGCCUUUCCCUGGAAUGCCCAGAAAAUUAUCGCAAAUCUGGAGACACAGUCAGACAUGAGAAGACAGACACUGUUCGCUGCAUUAAGUCCUGCCGACCGAAUGACGUCAACUGCAUGUUAGAUCCAGUUCACACCAUUUCCCACACGGUCAUUUCAUUGCCCACAUUCAGGGAUUUCACGAGGCCUGAAGAGAUUAUUUUCCUUCGUGCCAUCACGCCAGCAUACCCAGGCAACCAGGCAGACAUCAUAUUUGACAUCACCGAAGGAAAUCUACGGGAUUCCUUUGACAUCAUCAAGCGCUACAUGGAUGGCAUCACUGUGGGUGUGGUUCGCCAGGUGAAACCCAUCAUUGGCCCCUUCCAUGCUACCUUGAAGCUGGAGAUGAACUACGUCAUUGGAGGGGUUGUCUCACACCGCAACGUUGUCAACGUGCACAUCUUUGUUUCGGAGUACUGGUUCUGAUCCGCCUCACCACCUGGGUGGAAGCAGGAGAGCUUCCAAGUGAAACUCUGCCACAAACUCAUAGAAACGUUAUGCACACCUUUUGGGUCAGGGAGGGGUGAGACGGGGGUUGGGGUUGGGAGUGAGACCAAAUAGCUUUCUUUUCAAGUAACAUUUCUGGUUUAUAGUUUAAUUAAAGGACCAAUAGCAAACUAUCUAAAAUAGAAGUAGGAUGGAGCAAUAACCUUUGUGUCUGAUCUAGCUGGAUUGUAUAGACAAAUAAAUAGUGUGUCCAGCUCCCUCUCCUUCUAUGGGGUUUUAAAUUCUGUUUUGUUGAGGUCUUUUAGGCAGGGUGCUGCAUGCAAGAUUUUGCAGGAUCAGAGCCUUGCCUGCCCUCACCCUCCCUACUUCCACCUUCUUGAAUGCCUUGCCUGGCUAUCAAAUUAAUUUUUUUCAUUGUAAAAAUCCAGAAAUCACCUCUGAUGAAUUUGGGGCAUAACCAGGGCUUUUGUUCAGCUCAGUUCCGGCACCUCUCAGGUCGGCACCAAUGCCGUUAUAAGAGAAACAAGGGAGGCGUUUUUUGUGAGUUCUGGCACCUCUUCUUUUAGGAGAAUAGCACUGGGCAUAACUGUCCUCAAAAAUGAGCCCCCACCACACAUAUUCCACAUAUAUUCUCUUGCAAUGAGUGGGGUGGGUGGAGUUCUCUAGUGCUUCAAAAUAGGUGUGUAUUUUGGGGUUUUUUUAUCUGAAAGUUUCAUUAAAAGGCAUUAGCAUCAGGUAGGCCCCAACUAAAGUAAAUGGUAGAAAAAUAAACACUGUAUAUGCCAAGGUAUUGAGGGGCUAAAUGACCCCAGUAUUGGGGAAAAUGUCACUUAACAUGUGGUACCUGAUGUGAAAUCAGCCGCUAAAAGAAGGAUGUGCUCAUGAUUCAUUGUCUUGGAUCCAAAGUCCAAAUGGCACUUUGGGUUUCCCCCCAAACAGCAACCUCUCAUGGCACAAUGCAGUCUGCUUUUUAAACAGAGGAGAGUUUCAAAAGCAGUCUGUGAUAUGAGAGCCUGCUGCUUAAAGCAAAAAAAAAAAAAAAAAAAAAAAAAAAGAGAAGUGUAAGAGGAACAAGCAAUAAUCUUUUUUGAGCUUGCCUAAGGUAGGGCUGCAGGCCUUUUCUCCAUCUUCUUUUAGCUGUGCAUCCUGAAGGUUUUGGAACUGAAGGGGGGAAUACGUGAAUUUGGUACUCCUUAAUCUGCAAGAUCCUCAAAGGCGUUAACAACUCAAGGCAUUGCAGAUCCCAGAUACUACUCUAGAGUUACACCUCUUAGGCUAGAAAAGGAGGGGGCCCUUCCAGGGUGGGGGCCCUGACCGCUGUCCAGGGAUGGCAGGUUCUGACUCCCAUCCUGUAGACUAUACUACUUUUAGUGGCUUUUGAGAUCCCCAUUUCUUUGGUGACAAACUAGAAUGAAAUCAACAGUGCAGUGGAACCAAGUAAUUCGAAACCUUUAUGCCAUGAUCCAGCAGCAGAGAUAUGUACAUAGAAACAGUACGUACCUAUUGUGGAUGCAUACUAGAUUGGGAUUGGUGUUUUAGAAGCUAAAAUUAUUUUUAAAAUUAGUCAUGGUGAAGGGCCCAAUCCAGUUGCAGUGAUGGGCUGCAGAACAGCUGGUGGCUCCAGAUGUGGGUGGACAUCACAUUGAGGCACAUCCCAAAGAGUCCUCCCACUAGGGCUCAGGUGAGCAUGGAUUUAGGCCACCAUUAUGCACACAGGAGGGCUUCUUGCUGGGUUGGAGCAAUCGUGUAUGAGGCUUCUUAUGUACCAUACUGAAGUAUGACCCAAUAAUGUAAUGAAACUCAAUAAAUGAGUGUUGUUUGUAUCUAUAGUUUCUCUCAACCAUGUAUCGUUUUUAGGAAAAUAAACUUUUUCUUUUUUUAA
Molecule: messenger RNA, 4329 nt
Organism: Podarcis raffonei (Aeolian wall lizard)
Lineage: Eukaryota; Metazoa; Chordata; Lepidosauria; Squamata; Lacertidae
Gene: FBLN1
Product: fibulin 1
Exons: 17
Coding region: 336-2426 (696 amino acids)
Biological process (GO): extracellular matrix organization
Cellular component (GO): extracellular region
Molecular function (GO): calcium ion binding; peptidase activator activity
Source: RefSeq, a predicted model, not a curated record